CUCGCGCCGCCCGGGCUCAGAGCGGUGGCAGCAGCGGCCGCGGCAACAGCUCCCGCUCGGGCUCCGGCUCCCGCUCGGCCCCGUUCGGCCCCGCGCGCCCGGGCCCCGCGCCCCGACCCCGCCGCCGCGCCUGCCGGGGGGCCUCGGGUGCCCCCGCCGCCCGCCUCACGCUGAAGUUCCUGGCCGUGCUGCUGGCCGCGGGCAUGCUGGCGUUCCUCGGUGCCGUCAUCUGCAUCAUCGCCAGCGUGCCCCUGGCGGCCAGCCCGGCGCGGGCGCUGCCCGGCGGCGCCGACAAUGCCUCGGCCUCCUCGGCCGCCGCCGCCGCCGCGUCCCCGGGCCCGCAGCGCGGUCUGAGCGCGCUGCACGGCGCGGGCGGCUCGGCCGGGCCCCCCGCGCUGCCCGGGGCGCCGGCGGCCAGCGCGCACCCGCUGCCACCCGCGCCCCUCUUCAGCCGCUUCCUCUGCACGCCGCUGGCGGCCGCCUGCCCGUCGGGGGCCGAGCAGGGCGACGCGGCGGCCGGCGAGCGGGAGGAGCUGCUGCUGCUGCAGAGCACGGCCGAGCAGCUGCGCCAGACGGCGCUGCAGCAGGAGGCGCGCAUCCGCGCCGACCAGGACACCAUCCGCGAGCUCACCGGCAAGCUGGGCCGCUGCGAGAGCGGCCUGCCGCGCGGCCUCCAGGACCCGGGGCCCCGCCGCGACGCCAUGGCCGACGGGCCCUGGGACUCGCCGGCUCUCAUCCUCCAGCUGGAGGACGCCGUGCGCGCCCUCCGGGACCGCCUGGACCGCAUCGAGCAGCAGGAGCUCCCAGCCCGUGUGAACUUCUCAACCGCCGCAGCCCCUGCACCCACGGUGCCCACCGCCCUGCACUCCAAGAUGGACGAACUGGAAGGGCAGCUGCUGGCCAAGGUGCUGGCCCUGGAGAAGGAGCGCGUGGCUCUUAGUCACAGCAGCCAGCGGCAGCGGCAGGAAGUGGAGAAGGAGCUGGAUGCCCUGCAGGACCGCGUGGCUGGACUGGAACAUGGGUCCUCGGCCUACAGCCCCCCAGAUGCCUUCAAGAUCAGCAUCCCCAUCCGCAACAACUACAUGUACGCCCGUGUGCGGAAGGCGCUACCCGAGCUCUAUGCCUUUACCGUCUGCAUGUGGCUGCGCUCCAGGUCAGAUGGCAGUGGCCAGGGCACACCCUUCUCCUACUCUGUGCCCGGGCAGGCCAAUGAGAUUGUACUGCUGGAGGCGGGCCAGGACCCCAUGGAACUGCUGAUCAAUGACAAGGUAGCCCAGCUGCCUCUGAGCCUGAAGGACAAUGGCUGGCAUCACAUCUGUGUCGCCUGGACCACGAGGGAUGGCCUGUGGUCUGCCUACCAGGACGGGGAGCUGCAGGGCUCUGGUGAGAACUUGGCCGCCUGGCACCCCAUCAAGCCUCACGGGAUCCUCAUCCUGGGCCAGGAGCAGGAUACCCUGGGCGGCCGGUUUGAUGCCACCCAGGCCUUCGUGGGUGACAUCGCCCAGUUUAACCUGUGGGACCACGCCCUGACACCUGCCCAAGUCCUGGGCAUUGCCAACUGUACCGGGCCACUGCUGGGCAACGUCCUCCCCUGGGAAGACAAGCUGGUGGAGGCCUUCGGGGGUGCAAAAAAGGCCACCUUUGAUGUCUGCAAGGGGAGGGCCAAAGCAUGAGGGGCUGCCUCAUCCAGGGUCCCUCCCUUGCCUGCCAGGGGACCUUAUGAUGGGGGCACACAUUCCCUCCUCAGCCUACCCACACACUGACCUCCCUUCCCGCCCCACUCCUGACCGUGCCACCUGUUUCCCCCUCUAUACCCACACCUCCAGAAUGCCCUGCCCUGCAGCGCCUGUCCCCUAACCCCACUUGGAUGGGGACAAGCAGCUCAAGCCAACAGGCCAAGCCUGGGGUGAGUCCAGGGCCUAGUAGGGGGUAGUAGCAGAGCCCCCCCAGCACUGCCCACCCUCUCAGCAUUACACUGGAGCUCUCUCUUACCCCCACCCACGCUGGCCCAUCAGCCACGUCUGAUUCCACUGAUCUCAACAGCAUGUCCCACAGGGUCGUGUAUGAGGGAAGGACUCACUAUCUCAGCGGCAGGCUUGGCUGUCUGCCCUCCUGUCCCCCAUGCAACAGGCCUGGCCCCUUCCCCUUCAGGGACACAACAGACUCUAGAGCCGUCCCCCGAGCUGAGAAGGGGAUGAUAGAGACAGGAAACUCAGACUCAUCCCUCCUCCAACUUUCCACCCGUUGCCAGUGAAGGGCCACGGGAUCUUGACGGAGCCUCCUGCACCUUCUCUCUUCCUCUUCCCUCGUUUCUAUGUGUGCAGUGGUUUGAAUGUUGGUUCCAUGCCUGGCCCACCCCCACCUUGAUUUCCAGGACAUCCCCUUCCAGCUCCAGCCUGAGGGACAAGACCCUGGGAGGCCCAAAGGCCAUAGUCACCCCUUGUGCCCCCCCACACGUGUGCUAACUGGCAGGUCACCUCUCGAUGCUGAGGAUGGCCUGGGCCACUUCAGCCUGGGAUAGGAGCAGUUUGUGUCAGAGACAUGUGCCCAGGGGACCCAGGUUACAGCAGAGCCACAUUACCUACUCCCUCUGCAUGGCCCUGCAGCCUCUGGGGAAAGAGGGGAGAAACCAAGUAGGCAAAGAGGGGAGAAGCACGGAGUGGUGUGCAGAGCACUGGAUGAGAAGAAGCCCAUGGUUGCUGGUUAGCCUGGCUGCUAACCUGCUGUGUGGCCUUCUGUGAGUCCCUGCCCUCUCUGGCUCGGCCUUCCUCAUUUGUAACCCUUGCUUUGGUCAUUCCGGAGAGCUCUCCAGAUCAGAUGUGAGAUGGUCUGUGGUUCCAAGUGGAUCAGAUGCGGCAAGUCUGAAGCUGCCCAGGAACCAGAGGCAGAUCCUGAGAGUAAGUAGCAGAUGGGAUCUGGCUAGGCAUGGGUCAGGGUCAGCAGCGGCCUCCAGAAAGUCAGGGGCAAGGGCAAGGGACAAGGCAGACCAACCUCAUGCACAGAUUGUAAAAACCAGCUUUUCUGGAUCCCCACCACCACCACCACCACAGCCUGGCACCCUUGCCCAUCUGAAAGGGCUGGUGGUUUCUAGCUCCCCACCCUGAGUCCUCACCAGCUCCCCCAAGAGAGUGGAAGAAUGUAAAAGCUGAGAAAAACCACCCAGUCUGACUUCUUGCUUAUAUAGAUGGGGAAGAGCUCCGAGAGGUCAAGUGACUUACACAGGAUCACACAGCACAAUGUGGCAGAACCAGGACUAGAACUCAGGGCUUCUGACACCCCCUUCAGUGCUCUUUCCCCCUACACCAUACUGCCUGCCCAUGAGUGUCUUCGCGUCCAGCCUUCACCUGAGAGGAUGGACAUUUGAAAGAGGUCAGAAUGCUUUCCAACGUGAACAUCUUCCUUUAUGAAACACACAAAUAUCUUGGCAUCCAGCCACCCUACCCCGCCCCAGGAAGUAGGGGGAGGAAAAGGGUGAUCCCCAGGCACUCUGGCAGGAAUGGAAAGCGGGUGUCCCUUCUGCCGGUCACCUAUGACGAGGUGUCUGGGCAGCUGCAGACUACCUGACUCGAGCAGGUACUGAUGCAUGUGCCCCGCUUUCUGCUUCCUAUCUCUGCCCCCGACCACUACUCAGCCUGGGGCAGGAGGCAAGAGAGCAGCAGGCUGUGGGGCCCAUUGCCAUGGACGCCUCCCCAAGACUUGUUGCCUCCAGCCCCCAGAUGCUUGUUGCCAGUUCAAGAGCACAAAUAGACCUUUCAGCACAACGGCCCCAACUCCCCCUAGAAGCAGCAGUGAUGGCGUGCUUCCGCCAGAACCUGCUGAGACCAGGGUUGCCCUGGUAACAGCCAAUGACAUCAGCCCAAGUGCUGGGUCAUGCAUCUUUUAAUGACAAACGCUGUUGCUGGGGUGACAGCAGAAUUUGGAACCCAGAUUCUGGGGACACCGGGUUUUAUUGGGUUUCCGGUACUGGUUUUAAGGAAGCAGGUUUUCUGGAGGCCUUGGGGGAAAGAAGGGGUCUAGGAGGGAAGGGACAGAACUUGAGCCCACCCAGAGGCAUCCAUCCAAGUCCUUUAUGCUUUGUUUUGGUUAUGAUGAGACAUCGGACCUUGGUCCCCAUCUGAGUCACCCGGCCAGCCCUCCAGAGGGCACAGGAACAAAUUAGAGGCUUUGAGGUGCAGGCUGUGAGUCUGGGCCAUUGGUGAGUGGCCUGGGUGCUCGUUUCCAUUCCAGGAAGGUGAAAACCUGAAAGUCCCCACCCUUCCUUCAUUCACUGAUCGUUCUUCACCUUUGCUGAACACCUGCUGUUUGGACUCCGGCUCUGGUCUUGUCCAGCUGCUGCUGGGCACAGCGGAGAAGAUGGGGAAAGAGGAGCUAGAAACGGUGCUCACUUGUGUCCUUGAGCUACCCUGGCAGUGAUGCUGGAGUCUGUUUGUUCCAUCUUUUUAAAGCAUCAGGCCUGUGCUGAGCACCUCACAGGCAUCAUCUCAUUUAUCCUCACAACACAAGCUAGGACUGUUCUCAGCCCUGUGAUCCAAGGGAGGGAACUAGGCACAGAGAGGUUAAGUCACCUGCCCGGUGUCAAUCAGCUGGCAGGUGCUGGAGUCCAGACUUCAAGCCAAGGCAGGUUAUAGCCAGGACCAAAGGGACAGGCACCCCUACUCUGUGUGGAGUGAGACUCGAGCAUCAUUGCUGCCAGUGGGUUUUGCCCUAAAGAGAUGUGCUUGACCCCAUUCACUACCCUUCCAGGGUUGGUGAUGGAGGAAGAGGCCCAGGAUGGGCUGGCUCCAGGGCCAGGGUCCCCUUGAGUGAGGCCGUGGAGGGGUCUCUGCAGUGUGCCUGCCACCUCAGCCCUUCUCCAACUGGCUCGAGUUUCCAGGAGACUCCAAAGGGAAGAGGAAGCUGGACGGUCUCCCAAGAGUCCCAGGCAGGGAAGAGGGGAGAUGAUCUUUCUCAAAAUUCUGCUUUGGUCAAGCCCUACGCCAGGUGCUUCACAGCUCUGAUCUGCCAGAUUUCUCCCCGCUUUGUGGCAUGCUGUACCUCCGGUCAAUAUCCUGAGGGAACAGAUCAUCUUGCCACAGUUGUGCAUGACCUAGGACCACAGCUUUGGACAGAAAGGUUUCUUCAAGAGGCCCCAGCCUCGUUUUAUAGAUGAGGAUGCAGGGGCCCCCGGAGGGUGCGUGGUUCUUGGGGCCACCCAGCCAGGACUUCCAGAGACCUGAUCUCAGUUUUCUGACUCUCCACAAUGCAGUGGUCCCUCCCCCCCAACCAAGAACUGGGUCCCUGAUUCCUCUCCAUUUCCCAGCACCUUGCCUUGAGCAGACUGGGGAAGGGGUCCCCUCCCAAAGAUGGGAUCAUUCUCCUCCCCCUCUGUCCCAGCUGCCUGCCCCCCCCCCACCAAACCCCGCCUCGCCCCUGCUGGGUGGGGAGGGGGCUUGAGUGGUCCCAGGCUGAGCAGUGAGUGAGCACGUCCAACUGUCUGACACUGUGAAAUUAGCGCAUCCCCUCCUUCUCCUCGCCCGGUUUUGUACAUAAAGUGACGAGAUGCAACAUGUGUGCGUAUGUGUGUAUGUAUAUGAGAUGUGUCCUGGUUUUUGUUACUUUUUUUGUUUUUGUAAAUUUGAAUGUUCAAAAUAAACUGUUUACUCUGA
Lutra lutra (Eurasian river otter) is the source of this 5645-nucleotide messenger RNA. It is a transcript of the gene NPTXR, whose product is annotated as neuronal pentraxin receptor. The transcript is spliced from 5 exons. Lineage: Eukaryota; Metazoa; Chordata; Mammalia; Carnivora; Mustelidae. The record is from RefSeq and is a predicted model, not a curated record. Bases 204 to 1673 code for a protein of 489 amino acids.